GUAUUCCAUCAAGGACCUUGAAACAAUGACUCAAGAUGAAGAUGAGAGCGUACGGGCAUUUGGGAUGCGUUUCCAGAAGAUCUCCGACGUGCUGAUGAAGAAGGGGAAGAUCUCAGAGGUCGAGCGCUGUACUAUCUUCAUCGGACACUUGUCCAAAGACCGAGACCGCAGAGAUCGCGAGCUGUUUGCGCGAGCAAGGAGGCUGGAUGAUUACCCGCGAAGCCCUCGCUAUGAGGCCGAUCGGGGUAGAGGCGACUUCCCCAGCCGAUGGGAGACAGAUCAGGGCCGACGAGAUGGAUAUAGGGACGACAGAUACGAGAGAUCGGACCGAGAUGGAUAUAGGGAUGAUAGAUACGAGAGAUCGGACCGAGAUGGAUAUAGGGACGACAGAUACGAGAGGUCGGGUCGAGAUGGCUACAGGGGUGGUAGGUAUGAAAGAGGAGAUCGGGACUGGGAACGACGAGAUGGGUCGCGCGGACGGCUUGAGCGCGGGGGAGAUGCGAGAGAGCAGCGCGACGAGUCGCGGGGUUGGUACAACCGAGGGGACCGACGCGAUGAGUCACGAGCGCGAUAUGACUCAGGGGACCGCCAGAAUGAUUCGCGAGGGCGGUAUAAGCAAGGAGGGUCUGGAGGAGACCGCCGCAACGAUUUGCGCGGUCGGAAUGAGAGAGGGGGAUAUGGCGUCUCAUCAGAAUCAUAUCCCAAGUCGCCUGACCCCAAGGCAGCCAGGAGUUCGAUCUCUAGAAGCGCGGACAACAGGCCAUCUACUCCCAGAAACUCAUGCGUCUACUGUAGAGGAGAAUAUUAUAUCAAGAGGGAUUGCCCGGACGUCAAACGGGCAAUAGAUGAGGGACUUGUCGUGCUUGACGACCGCAAGUACGUCAAGUGGGCAGAUGGUCUGGGAGAUGUAUCGAUGUUCCCUUCGAUGAAGGAGAAUAUCGCAGCAACGAGAGUAAAGCCGAGUAAAAAAAAGGAGCCGGUCUCGAGCCAGAGCAUCAAGAUAACCUUUGAGGGGGAUAUGGCGACCACACCCAUAAGGGUGGCAGCCACCAAGUCGGCGAGAGGGUCUACAUCGAAGAAGACUGACACGGAUUAUGUGAUGACAGAGAAGGACGGGCAGCGGGUCGAUGGAGAGGAGGUUAUCCUUUCGCCGCGAAAGAGGGGAGUGAAGAAGUUCUUAAUGAAGAGUUCGCUGGACGAGAUUGACACGGUCGAGCCACUGAGGCGGGUCCUUCGGCAACCCAUGCAUUGCUCUAUUCUGGUGUACCUGGCGGCAUCGAAACCGGCUCGUGUGAGUUACAGAUGAUCAGGCGGAAGACUCGCAUAUUUCUAACGGACGAGGGUCAGGGGGCCCCAAAGGCGGAAGCUCCUACAGUAGCAGUAACGGGGGUGACUGCCAGAGCGGAUCGCAUGGCGACAGUCCUUCCUGCAGGUGCUUAUCAGUGAAAUACUAAUGUGACAUUCCCGCUGCUAGCGGGGCUAUCAGUGUCACAAAUCAAGCAGAUCCGCUGCAGGUGCUCAUAAGUGAAAUAUCAAUCAAACAUUUCCGCUGCGGGCAGGGAUGCUGUUCAUCAUGACCAAUCAAGUACAUUCCGCAGCCGGUGCUCACCAGAGGGAUAAUAGUCUGACCUUCCCGCUGCUAGCGGGAACAGCGCUCACCAACAAAACUGAUCAGAAAAG
Chara braunii is the source of this 1680-nucleotide messenger RNA. The record is from the annotation of a GenBank genome assembly. Lineage: Eukaryota; Viridiplantae; Streptophyta; Charophyceae; Charales; Characeae.